This is a messenger RNA of Entamoeba dispar SAW760, 981 nucleotides long. RefSeq lists its product as uncharacterized. The transcript has a single exon. Bases 1 to 981 code for a protein of 326 amino acids. Lineage: Eukaryota; Evosea; Mastigamoebida; Endamoebidae. The record is from RefSeq and is a predicted model, not a curated record.
AUGAAUUCAUUUGAAGCCUAUCAAUACUUAAAUUUACUUCAAUCUCUUAAUAUUAAACUUCCACAACUAGAUCAAUUCCAUUAUUCUUUAAAUGAUGCAUAUACAUUAAAAUGUAUAAAAUUGAUCACCAGAUAUCAUGCAAAUGACUCUAGUCAACUUAUUCAACUCUUAAAAUCAGACCAAAUUAUUGUAAGAGAAUCUGCACUACUUCGAUGUGAAGAGAAUCCUAAAGGAGUAGACCCUCAACAAUUCUUUGAAUCAACACGUACAUUAUUAUUUAAAGAAGCGCCACACGUAUUCCAUGUUCUAAAGGCAAUGAUUUCUGUAAUAGAUUAUAACCAAAAUAUACCAAUAAAUCAAUACAUUAAAAAUACAUCUCAAUUAAUUAAUCAACUCCAUACACUUAUUGAAAAAGAACCUUUACUUCAUUCACUUUGUACAAGUAUUCUUUUAAGACUUAAUUGUGUUGACUGUUCACAAAUUGAUUCUAUUUCAUUAAAUGAACAUGAAAUGCAAUAUUAUUUCAAACACUUUUCAAUAGACCAAUCAGUGUUAUCAAUUAUAUCUCUUAUAUUAGAAGACACAGAAAAAGGUAUUUGUAUUACAAAUGCUUUCAAUAAUGCAUUCUUAACAUCAUAUGAUCCAUAUCAUCUUCUUUAUUAUCUUUUAAAUUUAUUUAUCUCUUCUUACUCAGACAACUGUAAUAAAAUGUCAAUGACUGAACUAUGUAAUAUUCUUUUUAAUCCUUCUAUCUUUAGUUAUUUAAAUGAAAUAACUCAUACAACACAAAUUUUUGAACCUGAAUUACCUUCGUUUAAUUAUGAUAGAAUUGAACUAAUUAAAUAUCUUUACAGUAAUCUCUCAACAUCAAAAGAAUUAUCUACUUAUAUUAAAGAAGUAAAAAAUAAGUCAUUAAUUAUUAAAGACAGUGUAGAGAUAGUAAAUCAAUUAAUUAAAACCUUCCAAAAAGAAUUGAAUUAA